AUGGCCUCCCACGUCGUCGUCCUGGAUGCUGCCUUCAAGCGCAUCCAAGUCAAGGUCACGCCCGCCACUUCCCUUCGCAGCGUUCUCGAGCAAGCAUGCGACAAGUUCCAACUCGACCCCGAUCAGCACAUCCUCAAAAACACAAAGGAUAAGCCUAUCGACCUCUCUCUCCCCUUCCGUCUCUCUGGCCUCGUCUCGGGCGCAAAGCUGCAGCUCGUCCAAUCCUCACGCUCUCCUUCGGUCGUCAAAGUCGCUCUACAACUACCCGCCGAGGACAACUCGCCACGCCUUGAAGACCACUUCCCCAGCAACACUCCACUCUGGCUCAUUCUUCGCAAAUUUGAGGAUGGUGUCGCCGGCAACACAAACAAGCUCAAUCUCACAGAAAGAAGCGCCCCAAGCUCACAGACCGGUAGCGGCUAUCUCUGUUAUCUUCAACCUUGCCUGAACAUCGGAGGCAGCGCGAAAGAGUUAUCUACCUUCUUGGAUCUACAAAAGUCUCUCGCUCAACUAGGUCACAAUCGUGGCAAUGUCUUGAUCAGGUUAUCGUUCAAGAACGAGGGGGUGCGCAUGGAAGAGGCCAAAGCUCAGAUCACCACAUACCUACAGGCCCUGUCGCCGCAAGAAGCACCACAGACGCAGAAUGCAUCAUCGCAUGGUGCACACGCAGCUCCAGAUGUGCAGCUCUCUUCACUACCUGACGCCGAUGCCGAUAACUCUGCUGUACCGCGUGAAGACGACGCUGCACAGGAUCCAUCAGGGGACACUAUCAUGACUCCCGCCCCUGACCCUACUCCUUCAGAACAACCUGCACAGGAAGACGAUGUGAUAGCAUCAUCUUCAACCACACAGAUGCCCUCGAACGAAAGUCAAUUCCCUUCACUGGACACAGGCAUCUCGGUCUACGCUGCCCCUUCCAAUAACACUCCGUUUGCUGCUAGGCAGGCGUACAACGAGGCCGACUACUUACCUUCUGUCGAACAUGCCAAUGCCCAUCAAGCCAGUCUUACUAAGCUAGGAAAAAACACUCGUCUGCUAUCGGACAAAGAGAUUGCUGCCAAUAGUGCAAGCAAAGCAGCCGCUCUCGCCGAAAUAAAGACCGCCACUCUGCGCAUACGCUUCCCAGAUAUGUUCACAGUUGAAUGGCAAGUCACACAGUCAGACACAUCCGAGUCUCUCUACACUAAGGUUCAAGGAAUGCUCGAUGAUCCUUCGCUCAAGUUCAGGCUGCAGAUGACCGGUCUCCAGAUGAAGCCACUCAUCUUCGAUUCUACGAGCCAACAGAAGUUGAUAAAGGAUUUGGGUGUCAGGGAUCGCUCUCUGGUCAUAUUCGUCUGGGAUGAGAGCGUGCCGAAAGAAGUCCGUGAUCGACCAUUGCUAAAACAAGCACUCAGAGGACAAGCCAAGGAACUGGAAGUCAAAGAACCA
Aureobasidium melanogenum CBS 110374 is the source of this 1428-nucleotide messenger RNA. RefSeq lists its product as uncharacterized. Lineage: Eukaryota; Fungi; Ascomycota; Dothideomycetes; Dothideales; Saccotheciaceae. The annotation marks the transcript as partial. The record is from RefSeq and is a predicted model, not a curated record. The transcript has a single exon.